Bubalus bubalis (water buffalo) is the source of this 1184-nucleotide messenger RNA. RefSeq names its product ADP ribosylation factor like GTPase 9 (gene ARL9). Bases 107 to 913 code for a protein of 268 amino acids. The transcript has 5 exons. The record is from RefSeq and is a predicted model, not a curated record. Lineage: Eukaryota; Metazoa; Chordata; Mammalia; Artiodactyla; Bovidae. Gene Ontology annotation, molecular function: GTPase activity; GTP binding.
UCCCCCGGCGCUGCCCCCACCGCGGCGACCACUCCCGCCCGCAUCCCGCCCCGUAGCUCCGGCGCGCGGGCGCGCGGGAGGAGGGAAGGAAACCCAGGUGGUGGGGAUGGAGAGGGGGAAAGUAAAGAGGGAGAAGGGCAAGGAGCCGGAGAAAGAGAAAAUUCAGCAAAAAGGAGAGGAGAGAAACAAAAAGAAGGAGAAAAUUAAGGCGGAAGAAAGGGGGAAGGAGGAGAAAAUUAAGGAAAAGGAGAACGGGAAGGAGGAGAAAAGUAAGAGAAAUGAGGAUGAAAAGAGGCAAGAGCGGGAGACGGAGAAAGAGAAGGAGCAAUUCAAGGAGAAAGAGAAGGACAACAGCACGUUGAUAAAAAUACCGCUGGAGUCGCUGGAGAAAAAUAAGCAGAUCCUAGUGCUGGGCCUGGAUGGGGCAGGAAAGACCAGUAUUCUCCACUUUCUAGCUUUAAACCGAGUCCAGCGCAGUGUGGCCCCCACCCAAGGUUUCAAUGCAGUGUGCAUCAGCACUGAGGACCGCCAGAUGGAGUUCCUGGAGAUUGGCGGCAGCGAACCUUUCCGUUCCUAUUGGGAAAUGUACCUGUCCAAGGGCUUGCUGUUGGUAUUUGUGGUAGAUUCAGCAGAUCACAAAAGAUUACCUGAAGCCAAGAAGUACCUUCAUCAACUAAUUGGAACAAACCCAGUCCUUCCUCUGGUUGUGUUUGCAAACAAACAGGAUCUUGAAGCAGCCUAUCACAUUACAGAUAUCCAUGAAGCUUUGGCAUUAUCUGAGGUGGGAAAUGACAGGAAGAUGUUCUUGUUCGGAACCCAGGUUACUGAGAAUGGCUCAGAGAUACCUUCCAUCAUACAAGAUGCCAGAGACCUAAUUGCACACCUGGCUGCAGACAUGAGUGAUCAGGCAUAGCCCACUGCGAGACUCACAAUUUGGAUGUCACCAGGGAACGGGAUGUGGCAGGCUGGAAGCCAAAAUUUCCACUUUCAAAUAAAAAAUAAGCCAUUUCCUAUUUUCUCAAUGCACGACACAUAUACACAUAUAAGAUAAUGUUAAUUGAUUAAAAGGAUCUCUAUUUAGAUUUUGAACUUUAAAAGUAUUGGUAAACAAUGUAUUUGGAGGGAUUUGGAUUUUUAAUCAACAAAAUUAAAGUGAAAAUUAGCAAGCAUUCAUCCCAUUUGUA